UACAUUAUUCAUACGGGCGAGGGUGUGACUUGCUGGCUUUUUCCCCCUGCCUGUAUAAAGCGACAAGUUUGCGCAAAAGGAAACACAGAUGGAGAAGGCCAGUCGGUUCGCUGUGUCACAGAGAGUCCCUUUAAGCCCCCGUGACAACUCCCACACCGUCCCUUUGUGACAAGCUUAAUCACUAUAAUGCCCAGUCUCAGUGCCCUUUGUCUUGCCGUCGCCCUGGCUGCGCUCGCCCGGUUCACCGGCUCCGUAGGACCGGUGGUGCGAUGUGAGCCUUGCGACGCCAGCGCGCUGCAGAAGUGCAAAUCGCUGCCGAAGGACUGCGCGGAGACCGUGAGGGAGCCCGGGUGCGGCUGCUGUAUAACGUGCGCCCUCGGCGAGGGACAGGCUUGUGGAGUGUACACUGCGCGCUGCGGCUCCGGCUUGACCUGCAAGCAUCAGCCCGGAGAGAUCCGUCCUUUGCAAGCUCUGUUGGAAGGACGAGGGGUAUGCACCAGCGCAACAAAAAAAAUCAACAACAAUCCUAAGCCGGCGCAAAAACAAGAAAAUGCAGGAAAUCAGGUGGCUGAAGGCACCAACAUGACUGAGACCGUGACGGUUUUGCCUGCUGAGGCAACUGUGAACGACGGGAGCAACCCAGGGUCAAUGAACACGAGGCCCCCACUCCACAACAAACUGAUCCAAAAGGCAGAGAACAAGAAGACACAGAGCUACAAAGUGGAACCUGUGUUGGGAGGAGCCAAUAAAGACAUGCACAACUUUUCCCUGGAGAACAAGAGGGAGACUGAGUAUGGGCCAUGCCGACGAGAGAUAGAUAGCAUCAUGAACAGCUUGAAGAUCAACAACGUGCUCAACCCUAGAGGCUUCCGCUUACCUAACUGUGACAAAAAGGGCUUCUACAAGAAAAAACAGUGCCGUCCAUCCAAAGGAAGGAACCGGGGCUUCUGUUGGUGCGUGGACAAAUACGGGCAGCGUCUCCCAGGCUACGAUGACAAGCAGGGCAAGACAAAGUGCUAUCACCUGGAGAGUAAAUGAGAAAGAGGAUAGAUAAGACAGUAUGUGGAUGGAGAGAGACAGGGAGAGAGGAAAACAGCAGAAACAAGGGAGGGAUUAAGAGACAAAAUGAAAGGAACAAGGGGAAAAGAAUGAGGGCCUGUUUUUACUGUUGAAUUUAGAAUGAUGUAAACAUUUGAAGAACUUUGGUCCUUUGGAAGGGGAGGGGAAGGGGUGAAGCACAGCCUCCUGAACUUUACAGCUGUCACAUAUUUAGGGGACCUUCAGUCUUUUAAUAAAAUAUACAAAAGACAGAAAAAACAAUUACAAAAGAAAUUAAGGUGAAAAAGAACAGGAGGGAUGAAAAAGAAUCCUAUCAUCUGCACUAUUCUUAAAGAGGGAGUGGAAGGAGGGAAUUUCCCACUCACCUUAAAGAAGACUUGUUUAUGACUGAGACCUCGCCCCCCUCCAAAAAAGUCGCACCAACACAAUCUAUCACGUGUGUUUGUUUCACAUGUGUUACUGCGAGGUUUGUUUGUCUUUUAAUCUGCGAGCACCUGCAUAACCUACGUUAUCACAGCUGUCUGUCUGCAAGAUGGUGUGAGAGCAUGCUGUCUCAAAACAGCUGCCCUUUCUUAGACCCUUUUCUAUCAAACUGCAGAAAAAGACAACAUCUUGCUCAGGAUUUAUUUUGUAUUGCAAGGUAUAUGGAACUGCAGAGUUGAUUUUAUUUGAGCGCACUCACCUCCUUUGUUUCUUGACUCUUUGCUGUUUGUCACACAUGUGCAAGGCUGGAGGCAAACUCUGCAGUUAGUGCCUUAACAUGUUUUAAUGCCUUUUGUUUUUCAUGCUUGUUAAUUAUGAUGCAAGCAACAUAUUGAAUUUAAAAAGUUAUCUUCCAUCAUCACAAGUGUGUCAACCAGCACCUACAUGAUGACACAUUUCUAAAUUUCUAAGACAAUUUUAAGGAAAAGGUAGAUUAGCAUAACAUCUUGCAACGUUCUAAUAGAUUUCCUGCUGUGUUUAUCUACACUUUGAUGAAAACGGCAUAUAAAAAAUACUUUUCCAAUCUGAAUAGGGAUUUUCAUAAAAUUAAAAAGCCGGCCAAGAUAAUGAAUCUAAUAAAAACAUGUUAGUGUGUUUUUACACAUGACAUUUCCCUUCCAGUUUAUCUUUUUAAAUUCUGUUGUUAGAAUUUACAGUUUUCUCACACCUUUUUUAAUCCUUCUAGUCAUCCAUCUUUUCCUUUAAGUUCCUGAUGCCGUUUCCUUCAUGUUCAUCGGUUGUUCAACAGGAUUUGGCUGGUUCAGUAUUUACAUCUUCUUUGAUUGGUUUCAAUUUUGUUAUGGGUGGAAUCAGGUGUGAAUGUUUUGCUCUGCCAUAGGUGCAGCUGCCCCCUAUGCUUCAAGCACAUGCACUUAUAGCACUUUAGCUGUCCUGAGGUGUAUUUCAUUAAACUUGCUUAGAAAAGCCAGACUUUAACAUGCAAUUCUGACUCUACUUAAACACAAGUACUACUUAAGUGGUAAUUACUGGGUCAUUUGCUUAAUGUCACCAAUAGAAGACACGUUCAACUAAUCAGUGUUGCUGUGGUGUCGAUACCUAUAUUAACCAUAAGGCAAAACAUGAAUGGUUUUUCAGAAAUUUAGUUAAAAAUGAAAAGGUAUAUUAAAUGUGUAAAUUUUCAUCUUUUUCAACAUGCAAAUUAUUUCAAGAGACAUGCUAAUUAAAUGUGAUAAACCAGGCGGCAACACUUAAAACACUUUGAUAUUUGAAGUGUUAGUCUAUAGACUAAAGGUAAAAAUGUAAAUAUCAUAGUAAAAAUGUAUUCAAAAAGAUAGACCCCAUUAUAGUCUAGUUUAAAUUCAGAGAUUUUAGACAACUUAAGUUAAUUUGGAUUUCAUUCAGCAAAAAUCUUCCUUGAACUAAAAAAGGACAAAAUAUUAUAAUCAACAAAAUGACCCUCCCAACCCCCACAUUUAAAUCUUUCAGAUAUACCAGUGAUGUAAUACACACUUUGCAACAAGUAAAACCUAAAUAUAAAAUCCUACUUUAAAAUGGAAAGCUGCAAAUUAUAACAAUGAUAAGAGAUUCAAGCACUAGAAAUAUGGGUAGGAUUUUCAUCAUUAUAAAACUAUUCAUAUUAAUUGAUUUGCAGCUGCAAAAAAGAAAAAAAGACAACUUUACAUUGUGUCUGUAAAGUCAGUGUAAAGUCAAUGUUUAGGUCCUCUGCAGAGUAGUAAGUGCAUCGUCCCGGUUGUUUUGUGGGAUGGCUGAGGUCCAAACAGAACCAACAGAAGUGUUUCCUUGGUGGCUAUAAUAAGUGCUAUCUGAAUAGUGCUGGAAGUUAGAAAGUAGCUAUAACGAGGAUGCGGUAUGCUUCCUAUCUCCAACUCAGUUAAUAUUGGGACCUCCUGAUAUUCCUAUCCACGGAUAAAAGCUAUAUGGAUGCUCAGAAUCCUUUGCUUGACAGGACAUACAGUAUAGGCAGAGCCUAACUAACCCAAGGAGUUUGACAAAAAUACAUUAUUUCAUGACAUGCCCUGUGUGUGAAACAUGCCAGUGUACACACCUUCUUAUAUGUUUUGGGUUUUAUAAUGGAGCGCUUCAGUCAUUCCCUACAUUUUUGUAACCUUUGUUUUCUGCAAUUCUUUUCCAGGAAGCUGUAGACCUAAUUUGACCAGCGUCAUUUAUGUGCAUGUCUGUCCCGUAAUGAAGUAAGGAUGAAGGCUGUCUGGAUUUAGCACAGCAGGAACUUUUUUUUUUUUCCCCUGCUUAGAGGUUCUUACUGUUGGUGCCAUAAAGGGUGAAGGGAUAUGAGCUUUGAACAGGAGCUAGAAGCUUCGAUUUGAGGUAUUAGGGAGGAGCUGCAGUCCAGACUAGGCUCAGUUCACUGGGCCAAUUGCAGUUGUAACCCAGUCAGAUUAAGGAUGAGCGAUCAAACCAGAAUGACAACAAAAAAACCCAGACUUGACCAACUAAGCCUGGCUUAUGAGCUAAGCAAGUUUUAUGAAAAACCUCUCUGAUCUCAACAAUGUAGGCAGUUCAAGACAGCUGUACCUGUCUGUGUACCUUCCCAAGGUAAAUUUAACAGCAAAUUUUCCCUUGUAAAAAGCAGUGAAAGUACAUUUACAAAAUUAGGCUGCAGUUUUUUGCAGAAAGUUUACACUCUGCCUAUUUUUGUCCUUUCAGGUAGAAACCUUGAUGUAAAUAUUUAAAGUGAUCUUAAUGUGCAGUUUUAUGGACUUUCUAUUUAUUUUUGGAAGUUUGAGCCAUUUUUCUCUCUAGCCUUGUACCUCAACAUAUAAUAUUGCAGUAUUACAUAUUGUGGAAAGUAUUUUUAAGAAAUACUUAUAAGUAAGUCACAUUAUCUGAAUGCCUUUGCACCCAUGUAAGGGUGUGUUUUUACAUAAAUAACAUUUAACAUGGAUAAUACAUGAAAGAAAAAAACAAUCAAGGUUUUUAUUUUAAAAGAAAUAUGCUUACAUUUCUUUUUGAUCAUUAACACAGAUAUGUUACAAAAAAAUGUAUUUUCUGGCAUUUUUUUCUCACUUCUAUACCAGAAUUAAAUUGAGUUUUAAAAUGGUGAAAAGAACACAUCUGUGUUAAAGAUGUAUUCCUGUGGACUAGAUUUCCAUGGAAUAUUAAUGACGUGAAAGCAACCAUAUUUAUGUAACAAUGGUUUAGCUAUUUGUGGUAUUGUUUUUUUUUUAACUAUAACUUCAAACUUCUCACAAACUGGAAAGUAUGUGAAUACUGUUGUCAAAGCAAAAAGGAAUUACUAAAUAACAUUUACAAAUAUGUUUUAUUAAGCAUUUGCAUGUCAUUUUAAGUGAUACUGUAGAUGAACAAUGCAGUGGGGAAUGCACAAAGUGAAACAGCCAGAAAAUUUAUAAAACUAAAAAUAAGCCUUCUUAUGCUAAUGAUGGAUAUGUGAAUAAUUAAAAGUCUGGAUGCAAGCAGGUAAAUAGCUCCACCUUGUUAAAUAUAGGCUCUGUGUAUGCUCAACUAAAGUUGAGAGGUAAUGUGGAAAGUUCUUUGAAAUGCAGGAGAGAGAACCUGCUACUGGUUGAGAAGUUUAAAGAUAAUGCCCUUAUUUCACAAAGAACUAU
Messenger RNA from Cyprinodon variegatus (sheepshead minnow), 5108 nucleotides. RefSeq names its product insulin-like growth factor-binding protein 3 (gene igfbp3). The transcript has 4 exons. Lineage: Eukaryota; Metazoa; Chordata; Actinopteri; Cyprinodontiformes; Cyprinodontidae. Bases 187 to 1038 code for a protein of 283 amino acids. Gene Ontology annotation, molecular function: insulin-like growth factor I binding; fibronectin binding; insulin-like growth factor II binding. Gene Ontology annotation, cellular component: extracellular region. The record is from RefSeq and is a predicted model, not a curated record. Gene Ontology annotation, biological process: regulation of insulin-like growth factor receptor signaling pathway.